AUGACUAGUGAUGAUACUAUAGAAAUUGAGGACUUGCAAAAGCGUUUAGCAUCUAAAUUUGAGAUGAAAGAUUUGGGUAAUCUGACAUAUUUUCUAAGAGUGGAAGUCACUCGAUAUAAACAUGACUUGUUUCUUUCACAAAUGAAGCAUGUCAUGGACCUGCUAGAAGAUACUGGGAUGUUUGACUGUAAACCAAAUGAGACACCUAUUGUUGAGAAUCAUAAACUUGAGGUUUAUGUGGAUCACGUGCCAACUAACAAGGAAAGAUACCAUAGGUUGGUUGAGAGAUUAAACUAUUUAUCACUUACACGCCCUGAUAUUGCCUAUGCGGUAAGUGUUUCUAGCCAAUUUAUCCAUUCACCUAGUGAGGAUCAUAUGGUUACUGUAAUGCGUAUUCUGAGUUACUUAAAGUCUGCUCAUAGGAGAAGUUUAUUAUUUAAGAUAAAUGAACACUUGGAUCCAAAAAGUUACACUGGCACAUAUUAUGCUAUUACUAAUAGACGUUAUAUAUUAGGUUACUUCACCUUUAUUGGUGGUAACCUAGUUAUGUGGCAUAGCAAGAAGCAAAAUGUUGUAUCUCGAUCCUCUGUAGAGUCUGAGUACAGAGAGAUUGUCCAGGGGGUAUGUGAAAUAUUGUGGUUGAGGUGGUUACUUGCUGAAAUUGGAUUUAGAUCGAAUGCUGCUACAAAGCUCCACUGUGAUAGUCAAUCUACAUUUGAAAUUGCUAACAAUCCAGUGUAA
Prunus mume (Japanese apricot) is the source of this 741-nucleotide messenger RNA. NCBI's taxonomy places the organism in Eukaryota, Viridiplantae, Streptophyta, Magnoliopsida, Rosales, Rosaceae. The record is from RefSeq and is a predicted model, not a curated record.